This is a messenger RNA of Vavraia culicis subsp. floridensis, 405 nucleotides long. RefSeq lists its product as uncharacterized. Bases 1 to 405 code for a protein of 134 amino acids. The record is from RefSeq and is a predicted model, not a curated record. Lineage: Eukaryota; Fungi; Microsporidia; Pleistophoridae. The transcript has a single exon.
AUGGUGGCUGGUAUUAACAAGCAGUGUGCUCGUACUGGCACGUCGUUUUUACUAAAUCAGGUUUGCGCACUUCUUCAUACAUCAACAUCCAAACAACACACUUUCUGGCCCGCUGGUACUCAUCACCCGCCUGUGACUUGUAAAAUACCAUUUUAUCACCUACGUCUUUUCUGGUUGCACAUUUUGGUAGGGGCUAAAAAAUUAAUUUUGCACCGCAAACCGUGCUGUGGAUUAGAUAACACCAGAAUAGGGCCUAUUUGCGGGAAGGGUGCACGAAAGUGUAAGACAUGGAUCAGUUAUGGGCAGGUAAAUGCUUUUCCAAUCCUAACCGUUUAUGCAUACCAAGAGAGCAACCCAUCACUGCCGGUCAAUUCAUCUACAAAACCAUUGCUGAAAAUGUGGUAG